This is a messenger RNA of Baudoinia panamericana UAMH 10762, 1382 nucleotides long. RefSeq lists its product as uncharacterized. The record is from RefSeq and is a predicted model, not a curated record. Bases 287 to 1303 code for a protein of 338 amino acids. The transcript is spliced from 3 exons. Gene Ontology annotation, molecular function: oxidoreductase activity. NCBI's taxonomy places the organism in Eukaryota, Fungi, Ascomycota, Dothideomycetes, Mycosphaerellales, Teratosphaeriaceae.
CAUGCUAUAAUAUUCGGGAAGUCGAGAAAGGCGUUUGUGAUUCUCGGUGCGCAGUCGGAUGGAGACGACAUGUAAGCCGAACGCGCUAGGGACGGUCGAUGUGCUUCCCGUCUCCAUCCCUGCAUCCGAGCAGCGUCGCAUAGCGGUUAGAGUUCGGUCCUGGUGUUCCAAUGGCGUAACCUGCAGACGGACCUACACUUUCGGAUAAUGCUCGAUAUUUGAGGUUCCAGUAUAAGAGCGCUUCAUAGACGAGACUGAAAACCGCUGAGGCAUCAGAACCUACACAAUGGCUUCUACCCUUCCGCAAACUAUGCGAGCAAGCCAAUGGACCACGACAUCCGGCGGCCUUGAUAAGAACCUCAGGGUAAACACAUCUGCACCGUUACCCACAAAUGCCAAAUCUCUCAAGCCCGGCGAGACGUGCGUCAAAGUAGCAUAUACCACAGUCAACCCAGCCGACUACAAAGCCGUUGAGACUCUUCCCUUUCUCUUCUCAAAGCCAGCAACACCAUGCAUGGACUACUCCGGCACCGUCGUUACCACCACCCUUCCUCACCUCAAGCCCGGCGAACUCGUCUUCGGCAAGACCGAACCGCCCGUCUUCGGCUGUCUAGGCGAGUACGUCGUCGUAGGCAAAGCCGGCUGUGUUCCUGUACCUGAUUCUGUCCGUCUCAAAGACGCCGCAUGCGUGGGUGUCACGGGUCUCACUUCCUACCAAUGCCUUGCGCCCUACGUCAAGGCGGGGGACAAGGUGUUCAUCAACGGCGGUAGUGGCGGCACGGGAACUUUCGGGAUCCAGAUCGCCAAAGCGAUGGGCUGUCACGUAACCGCCACCUGCUCCGGGCCAAAUGUGGAUCUUUGCAAGUCUCUGGGAGCGGACGAAGUGAUCGAUUAUCGCUCCACAAACGUGGUGUCGCACUUGCAGCGCAGCGGAACGCAGUACGACCUAGUCGUCGACAACGUCUUCUCCGACGCUUCUCUCUAUUGGGCAUGCCACAACUUCCUCAAGCCUUCCGGGAAAUACGUCACUGUUGUCGGAACACCAAGCCUCGCGUGGCUGCGCGACAUUCUUUCCGUCUUCCUCUGGCCGAGCUGGCUAGGUGGUGGCCAGAGGAAGUUGGUGUUCACCUUCUGCACGACGAACGCGGUUGAGUAUGAGAAGAUAGCAAAGUGGAUGCAGGAAGGCAAGGUCAAGGCUGUGAUCGAUAAGGAGUACAACCUAGAGCAAGCUGGAGAGGCGUUCGCACAUUUGAAGACCGGCCAUGCGAGAGGGAAGGUACUGAUCGAGGUGUCUGGAGAGUGAAGUGUGGACAUACAUCAUUGUAAUAUCUAGUCUUGUUGUUAGCAUUAGCGUAGCGUGGCUCUGCCAAAGCCAGGUGUGG